AUGGAUAAAAAACCGGGGCAUACGAAGGUCAAAGUUGUUGUAAGGGUAAGGCCGGCAUUGAGUUUGGAUGUCCAGGCUUGUGUCAAGGUUGCAGGAAACAAAGUGUCCAUUCAGAAUCACAGAAACAAAGAUGAAAGCUUGCAGUAUGAGUUCAGCAGUGUGUAUGGGGAGACCAAAACACAGAGUGAUGUCUUCAGUGACUGCGUCGAGCCCCUGUUGCUCUCCACACUGACCGGCCAGAAUGUCUCCAUAUUUGCGUAUGGUCCAACAGGAGCAGGUAAAACCCACACCAUGCUGGGAGUUAUGUCAGAUCCAGGGAUCAUCCCGAGAGUGGUCCGGUCAUUGUUUGCUUCCAUCCAGGCAGAGAAGGAUGCCAGCAGAGACCUCGGAGAUGUCUCCCCACAGCACACAGUCACGUUUUCUUACAUGGAAAUUUAUAAUGAGAAGGUCCAGGAUCUGCUGUCAGGCAAACAAGAUCUGCCCAUCAGAGAGGACUCCAACCACAACAUUUUUGUGGCUGGUCUGACAGAGAAGACCAUUGACAGCUUUGACACAUUCAAGAGUCAUUUUGAGCCCGCCUCCAGUAACAGAACUGUAGCUGCCACAAAGCUGAACGAGAACAGUAGUCGAAGUCACAGCAUUCUGAUGCUGAAGGUUCAUUGUAGGCUCCACAAAAAGCAGUACACGGGCAAGAUCUACCUCAUUGACUUGGCUGGGUCUGAGGACAACAGACGUACUGGCAACCAGGGCAUUCGACUAAAGGAAAGUGGAGCCAUAAAUAAAUCACUGUUUGUACUGGGUGAGGUGGUUGAUGCCAUUAAUCAGAACUUGCCUCGGAUUCCCUACAGAAACAGCAAACUGACACGACUGUUGCAAGAUUCUAUUGGAGGCAGUUGCCAGUCUGUGAUGAUCACAAACAUUGCCCCCGAACCACACUACUACUACGACACUUACUGCACUCUCAACUUUGCCACAAAGAGCAAGAGAAUUGUCAAUGUCAGUACUGUCAAUGUCAAGGAAGACAGCCCACCUAGUCAGCCCAAACCGACAGCAGCGGUGAAGCCCUGCAAGCGGAGAAGUUCCCUGGUGCCUGAAGUCAGCAGCAAGAAAUCCAGGCUGUCACUGUCAUCCAGCACAAACACUGCCGUGGCCUCAUCAUCAUCAUCUAGUUCUAUGUGUGCAGAUGUGACCUUGUCAUUUCCCAGUCCAUUAUUGCGGAGGCACAAAGAACUAGAGCUGGCCUAUGAGACCAAAUUAAAAGCAAUGGAUAAAGUAUUAAAGGAUUUGAAGAAAACAGCAGAUGACUGCUUGGGCCUGGAUCGGGUUGCUGUUCAACCAAACACCCCGGCACGUUCUCAGCGAUCAUCUCGUAGUUCUGGAGCAUCACCUGACAUUGUUUUCUCGACUCCAAAUAUUCAGGCAAAAGCUGGGAAGCUUGUCGACAGCACCAACUUGUGGCGCCAACAUGUAGAUACGAUGAUGAAGAAAAGCAACAGAUUGAAACUCAAGAAGACAAAGCCAGAAGAGCCAAGCUUAAGUCCCCUGUUCCCAGAUUCUCCUGUUGUGUGUAAAAAGACAAUACAAGAGUUGAGUACCAAGUUCAGCAAUAACAACGAGCAGUUCCACCGAAAUUCCGAGUUUCUGAACCUACUGAACAACGCCAGCGUCCGACAGCUGCAAGAACUGCAGACGGUGGGUGUCAAGAGGGCCAAAGCUAUCUACGAUUGGCGCCAGCUGCAUGGCCACUUUAACUUUGUUGAUGAGCUGCUGCAGGUGCCAGGUUUUACUGACAAGUACAUCCAAAAGUUAUUGCAG
Molecule: messenger RNA, 1815 nt
Organism: Candidula unifasciata
Lineage: Eukaryota; Metazoa; Mollusca; Gastropoda; Stylommatophora; Geomitridae
Source: the annotation of a GenBank genome assembly